AUGUUUCGUUGUGUAUCUUCUGAUCUGGCAGUGCUUCUGCUGGUGCUGCUAAUGCCGAUUAGCUGGAGUAUUCAAACCCUGACUCCUGGCUGCCACCUUUACCCAUUUAACGUGACGGUACGGACUGACAAGAGGGGGACAUGCCGAGGAACCCAACUGGUGUACGCGUGUGUGGGAUACUGCGAGUCCAGCGCUUUCCCCUCGCGGUACUCAGUGCUGCUCGCGUCCAAUUUCACCCACAACAUCACUUCCUCCUCCCGCUGCUGCACCAUCAGCAAAGACGCCAAGGUUAAAAUUCGUCUUCACUGUCCUCGAGGGCGCCAUCAUGCUGAUAUGGAGAUCCUGUCUGCGCGGGCCUGUCGCUGCAGCAUGUGCCACAAAUCCCGAUACUGA
Molecule: messenger RNA, 393 nt
Organism: Danio rerio (zebrafish)
Lineage: Eukaryota; Metazoa; Chordata; Actinopteri; Cypriniformes; Danionidae
Gene: gpha2
Product: glycoprotein hormone subunit alpha 2
Cellular component (GO): extracellular region
Molecular function (GO): hormone activity
Source: RefSeq, marked provisional